AUGACCGAUGAUGAUUCGCAUUCAAUUCAGUCGUAUGAACCAGAGGAACUAUAUGAUAAAAGAGAACUGUCGCGUAGAAGUUCGGACGCCGAUGGGCUGCAUGGGGGUUCGAUCAUCUCGCGGACUCAGACACAGAUCUCGCAGUUGUUGAGUGGGAACGCUGAGGAUAGACAGGAGGUUUUGAAUAUUAUAGACUCGCACAAGCAGGGUGUGGAAAGCGUUCUAUCACGAUAUGAAACUCACACUCACGGUCUGGGGCCCGUGGAACCGAUGUUAGAUGAGGAGCGUCCGGAGAAAUUCGUUGCGGCGCCGAAUACCGGUACUCAUGCGGAGGACAAGUGGCAGUAUCCCGUGGACGUCGAGACAGGGUUCCGCAUAGUGCAAUUUGUGGAGGACGACCGCGAUGAUCCGCGCUGUUGGAACAAGAGACAGAAGUGGAAUAUCACGAUACUUCUCGGUGUGGUCUGCUUCGACGUGGCGAUGAUGUCUGCGGUCAUCACCGGAGAUAUGACAUCACCGGCAAAGCAUUUCGGUGUCUCGAUGGAGGUGAUGUGUCUAUGUGUUUCGCUGAUGGUGUGGGGUUUUGGUAUUGGCCCGCUGUUUUUUGCUCCUUUGUCGGAAGAAUUGGGACGUAACUGGGUGUACCACACUACUUUGCUAGUCGCUGUUGUGUUUAUCGUCCCGUGUGCGGUGGCCAAGAACAUUGGUACGUUGCUGGCGUUUAGAUUCCUUGGUGGGAUUGCGUUCUCUGCUCCGAUGUGUUUGAUCGGCGGCUCCUUGAGUGAUAUGUGGAGGAACGAGGAGCGCGGUGUCGCUAUGUCCCUGUUUUCUGCUGCUCCAUUCCUUGGUCCAGUGAUGGGCCCAAUCGUUGGAUCUCUGCUCUCUGUCAAGGCUGGCUGGCGUUGGGUGUACUAUUUCAUGAUCAUUUUCAGUGGCUGUCUGUACGUAGUGCUGGUGAUGUUCCUACCCGAGACUCAUCACCAGACCAUUCUGAAGAGGAGGUCAAAAAAGCUACGGAAACUUACAGGUGAUCCCUCCUUUAGGGCCAUCUCAGAAAUCAAAGUGAGAUCGCUCAAAGAGAUUACAGAGGAUAGUUUGCUGAGACCCGUGAUUUUGCUGACUGAGUUGAUCGUCUUCUUAAUCACCCUGUACAUGUCGAUCAUCUAUGGUCUGCUAUACAUGUUCUUCUUCGCUUAUCCGAUGGUCUACAGCGAGGGCAAAAAAUGGGGUGAUAUCAAGACAAGUUUGAUGUUCAUCCCGUUGGGGGUCGGCGUCCUUAUCUCGACGGCAAUCUCGCCACUUCUGAAUAGGGACUACCUAAAGAGAGCUCAAAGAUACCUAGAUAAAGGAGAGUUACCGCCAGCAGAGCUAAGACUUAUCCCCAUGAUGAUCGGUUCCUGGUUCGUGCCAAUUGGUUUGUUUGCAUAUGCUUGGUCUUCGUUCCCCCAUGUCUCCUGGGCCGGACCCGCUUUCAGCGGCAUGGCUUGUGGAUUCGGGUUCCUGAUGCUUUACAACCCAGCGAACAAUUACAUUGUCGAUUCCUAUCAGCAUUAUGCUGCUUCCGGUCUGGCUGCCAAGACUUUUGUCAGAUCGAUGUGGGGUGGUGCUGUGCCUUUAUUUACCAUCCAAAUGUAUCACAGACUCGGCUAUGAAUGGGCCACUACAUUGAUGGCAUUCAUUUCCCUGGCCUGCGUCGCCAUUCCGUAUCUUUUCUACUACUUUGGUGCCAGAAUCAGAGAGAGAUCAAGAUACGCAUAUUCACCAGAAAUUAAUACAGUGAAAACAACUGUCAACGACGAAGAGAACGAUAGAUCUGCGCAAAAGGAGAUGCAACAAGCAAGUCUGUCUUCUUAG
Molecule: messenger RNA, 1854 nt
Organism: Torulaspora globosa
Lineage: Eukaryota; Fungi; Ascomycota; Saccharomycetes; Saccharomycetales; Saccharomycetaceae
Product: MFS transporter
Exons: 1
Coding region: 1-1854 (617 amino acids)
Biological process (GO): transmembrane transport
Molecular function (GO): transmembrane transporter activity
Source: RefSeq, a predicted model, not a curated record